GAGAGAGAGAGCGCGCGCGCAGGGACUGAAGAGGCAGAGCUGCGCGGCAGCCAUCUUACAGCUUUCACCGUCAACCGAGCUACAUCUCCUGGAUAUUUCUUUAACAAAGGCGAGGUGUACGAGGAGGAAGGCGAGGAAGCGCCUCUUUUUCAGCUUCUUUUUGGUCAUUUGAAGCUAAACUGCGGGAUGAGGAACAGCAGGUCCAAGCCUGUGUGCUCAGCGGGCGGACUGCUGCUGCUGCUGCUGCUCGGGCUCUUAUGCGCGGUGGAGGCAGCCAAAGUCAACAAACAUAAGCCAUGGAUUGAGACGACAUAUCACGGCAUCGUGACAGAAAAUGAUGACAAAGUUCUGCUGGACCCUCCACUGAUAGCGCUGGAUAAAGACGCCCCAUUGCGUUAUGCAGAAAGUUUUGAAGUGACCUUCACCAAAGAAGGGGAGAUUUGCGGCUUCCGUAUUCACGGCCAGAAUGUUCCGUUUGAGGCGGUGAUGUUGGACAAGUCCACAGGCGAAGGAGUGAUCCGGGCCAAGGACAAGCUGGACUGUGAGCUUCAGAAGGAGCACACAUUCACCAUCCAGGCCUAUGACUGUGGAGAGGGACCAGAUGGAGCCAACAUGAAGAAAUCUCACAAGGCAACUGUCCAUAUCCAAGUGAACGACAUGAAUGAGUACUCACCCGUGUUCAAGGAGAAGUCAUAUAAGGCUACGGUAAUCGAGGGCAAAGCGUACGACAGCAUCCUGAAGGUGGAGGCAGUGGAUGCUGACUGCUCCUUCCAGUUCAGUCAGAUUUGCAGCUAUGAGAUCGUCACCCCUGACGUGCCCUUCACCAUUGACAAGGACGGCAACAUCAAGAACACUGAAAAGCUGAACUACAGUAAGGAGCGUGCGUACAAGUUGACAGUGACCGCCUUCGACUGUGGGAAGAACCGUGCCUCUGAGGACGUCCUCGUCAAAAUCAAUGUCAAACCAACCUGCAAACCGAGCUGGCAAGGCUUUAAUAAGAGAAUUGAGUACGAGCCUGGCACAGGAAGUCUGGCCCUGUUCCCCAGCAUUCGUCUGGAGACCUGCGAGGAGCCGAUCACCUCCAUCCAGGCCAGCAUCGAGCUGGAGACCAACCACAUCGGCAAGGGCUGCGACCGAGACACAUACUCUGAGAAAUCCCUGCAUCGUCUGUGUGGUGCCAGUUCCGGCACUGUGGAGCUGCUGCCCUCUCCCAGCAGCGCCACCAACUGGACCGCAGGCCUGCCCACUGACAACGGCCAUGACAGCGACCAGGUCUUUGAGUUCAAUGGCACUCAGGCUGUGAAGGUUCCUGAUGGUGUGGUGAGCACAAACCUGAAGGAGCCCUUCACCAUCUCAGUGUGGAUGAGGCAUGGACCUGGUGGCCGGGAGAAAGAAACCAUCCUCUGCAACUCUGAUAAGACAGAGAUGAACAGACACCACUACUCCCUGUAUGUGCACAACUGCCGUCUGGUGCUGCUCCUGCGUCAGGACCCGAGCGAGGCAGAGAACUACAAACCAGCUGAAUUCCACUGGAAACUCGACCAAGUCUGUGAUAAAGAAUGGCACCACUACGUGCUGAACAUCGAGUUCCCUGCCGUGUCUCUGUUUGUGGAUGGAGCUUCCUUCGAGCCUUUCCUGGUCACGGAGGAUUACCCUCUCCACGCCUCCAAGAUUGAAACUCAGCUCACUAUUGGUGCCUGCUGGCAAGACCUCUCAGGACAUGACAAUGACACAGAGGCAGGCUCAGAGCCUUUGACAGGUGGCAGCGCUCACAUGACCCAGUACUUCCGUGGCAAUUUGGCCGGACUCAUGAUCCGCUCUGGUAAACUGGAGAAUAAGAAGGUGAUCGAUUGCCUGUACACGUGUAAGGAGGGUCUGGAUGUGCAGCUCCCGGAGGAAGUGGCUUCUGCUGUGAAGGUGGACUUUAACCCCAAUCAGUCUUCUCUAACUCUGGAGGGAGAUGAUAUUGAGAGCUUUGAGAAAGUCAUGCAGCACAUCUCCUACCUGAACUCCAGGCAGUUCCCCACACCAGGAAUACGCCACCUGCGUGUCACCACCACCGUCAAGUGCUUUAACGAGGAAACGUGCAUCUCGGUGCCUGAUGCAGAGGGCUAUGUGAUGGUCCUUCAGCCAGAGGAGCCAAAGAUCAGCCUGAGUGGAAUCGACCACUUUGCACGUGGAGCGGCUGAGUUUGAAAGCACUGAGGGUGUGACGCUGUUCCCUGAACUGCGUGUUGUCAGCACUAUCACACGUGAGGUGGAGGCUGAGGUUGAGGGAGAGGAUGAGCCCACGGUGCAAGAGUCUGUGGUUUCUGAGGAGAUCAUGCAUAACCUGGACACGUGUGAAGUGUCUGUAGUUGGAGAAGAUCUGGAUGGAAAUCACGAGAGUCUGGAGGUGGAUUUGGCUCAGGUUCAGCAGAGAGGCCUGGAGAUUAGCUCCUCCAACAUGGGCAUGGUCAUCACUGGUGUAAACACCAUGGCCAACUAUGAGCAGGUCCUGCACCUCAUCCGUUACAGAAACUGGCACACAGAGGCUCUGUUUGAUAGGAAGUUCAAGCUGGUCUGCUCAGAACUCAAUGGCCGGUACAUCAGCAAUGAUUUCAAGGUCGAGGUCAAUGUGAUUCACACAGCUAACCCAGUUGAGCAUGCUAAUAAUGCCAUGUAUCAGCCUCAGUUCAUCAACCAAGUCAAGCAUGCCUCAGUGGACCUGACUGGACACAACCUGGCCAACACACAUCAAGCUUCAGUUGUCCCCAGUGCUGCCACAAUCGUCAUCGUGGUGUGUGUAAGCUUCCUGGUGUUUAUGAUUAUUCUGGGAGUGUUCAGGAUCCGUGCCGCUCACCAGCGCACCAUGAGGGACCAGGAGAAUGGCAAAGAGAACGAGAUGGACUGGGAUGACUCUGCCCUCACCAUCACAGUCAAUCCUAUGGAGACUUAUGAGGAUCAGCACAGCAGCGAAGAGGAGGAGGAUGAGGAAGAGGAGAGUGAAGACGGCGAGGAGGAAGACGACAUCACCAGCGCAGAGUCAGAGAGCAGCGAGGACGAGGAGGGGGCGGAGCCUGAGGACCAGCAGGGCACCAACCGACAGCAGCAGCUGGAGUGGGAUGACUCCACUCUGACCUACUGACGCUGCCGAGCACACACACCACUCUGAUAACACACACACACACACACAAACACACACAAAACUCCACCCACGUACUCACUCACUCACUGUCUCACCUCUCCACCAGUGGGGAGUCCCAGUUUUCCUUGCCAGAUUCCCCACCUACGGAGCCAUGAGUAAAAACAAAAAGGUCCUCGAAGCAAAAUCCAUAUAUAUAUAUACCUACAAAUACAUAUAUAACUAGUGUCUGUGGUGACGGAUGUUGCGGAAUCAGCUUAAUUUCCACUGGCCAAGGCUUCCCUGGUGUCAGCUUAGUGGUGAUGUUCAGUGUAGUAUAAUUAUCACGUAAUAGCUGAAUGCUAAUUAAGGUUUUAAUUUAUUUCUUUAUUAUAUAUAUUUUUUUUAAUUUGUGGGAUACCUGGCCUAGAUUUUAUUUUUUAUUAGCUCUGUAACAAUAUAGCCUUGCACCAUUUUCCUUGUUUUACAUGUUACGUUAUUAAAACCGAGAAUGAUUUUAUGUAUAUUGCACACAAAUUUUGGAAUUAGUUUGCUACAGAAGUUUAAAGAGAAGUUUUGCCUCUUUGCUUUUGAUAAUGCUUCUUGCUCUUCUUGGUCCAUGUUUCUUUCUCCUCUUUAUAGUGCAUGAAACUUUGCAAAGUCAUGCGUGUAGAAGAACCUUGCUUUUUGAUAUUUUGUAAAUAUGAUGAAACCAUGGUGUCCAGUAUCUAACUGCAGUACCCACUGUAGAAUACAUUUUUUGUGUUACAGAGGCUCUAGCAUGUUUUGGAAAAUUUGGCAAAGCUCUUCCAUCGUGCUUGUGCGCUUUAGAGAGAGAAACCCAUGACAGAGGCUGAGGUUUCUGUGGCAAAGUGUUGCUUAUUUUGUCUUGUCUUUUGGAGGUGGGUGGUGGUGUUUUUUUUUUUUUUUUUUCUUUUUUUUUUUUUUAUUUAACAGAGUGGGCGGGCGUGAAAUUGGCUAAUUUAGGCUUGCACAGGUGCAAAUGCUACAACUUGAGGCGUUGUUGUUUUUAAUUUCUGUGAAGUCCACUAUUGGACAGAGGUUUAUACUUUGGACCCUCUGAAUAAUCAUGUUCAGGUGAUGAUUAUACAUUUAAAUGGUACUGUAUGUUGUACAGUUUAGACACUCUGCAUUUAAGCCAUCUUGGAGUGGUAGUGGUACUUUUUCCUGUAACGUUGUCUACUCUGUCAUAACCCCUUCUGAUCAAGCCAGUCUGAUGUAACUUGGACAAACGGAGCCUCUGGAGUUUGGUGAUGGUUUAAGCUUCAUAACAUCUGGGAAGUGCCAUGAUGGAUGAAAAUACUCCGAUCCUCCCGUACUCCAGUCAGUUGCAUAAAUGUAAUUUGGGAUAUUUAUUCUUUGGUGUAUAAUUCUGCUUGAUUUACUCAGUGUGAUUCACUGGCUGCUCGGUCAUUCCAGUCUCAGAAUAUAUUUUAUUGGAAUAUCCAGUUAGAUGUACGCUUGAGGAAUUACGUUUUGAUAUAAUCAUUGACGGGUACGCUUAAAAAAAAGCCGCUAAGAACCGUUAAGAAUUAUUGUAUACGGAGGUGUGUUCUGGUAAACUCUAUACUUCAGGCAACGGUUUUAAGACCUCUGCAGGCUCGUCUGCAGGUCAUUCGUCCAUUUUAUUUCUCUUGAAGCAGUGGUCUAUUGCCUUCCUGUAUCUGUAUAAAGGCCAGGCUCUGUGGAUUCAGCUAGAAGGCUAUGGAAAGCAAUGUUAAAUAUUUGCGGUAAGGAGAAUGUUAACGUGUAGAGGGAAUGGAUUUGGGUGAAGUGUUACACUAUUUAGAUUGUGGUUUUCUUUAUUCCUUGCAUGGAAGUUUUCUGUUUACUGCUGAAAUCCAAAAGUUUUCUUAUGUUCUGUUGUUACUACUGCUGUCACGAUUAGUCCAGUUUAGUUUCUGCUUUUAUGACUGGCUGAUAAGGACAGUUAGAGAUCAUUCAGAGUGAUUUGGAGUGUCCGAUAAUCUUCCCUUAAUUGGAAAUUUUUUGUUGUUUCUCAUCACACUUUGAUAACUGGUUCCCCUCGGAAAAAGCUCAGACCUGAGCUGCAGUCCACGGUUUAUUUAGUGGAGUUGGGAGUGCCUUUCGCCCGUCACUGCACAUUAACGUAACUAACACACCCCUCGUCCACACCAUCCUAACUGGUGGCCAUUUUCUUCUUUUGUAAUGGCAUAAGAUUAGGAUUGUACAGCUAUAGUAAAGUGAUUUUUGUUGUAAUUGAAGUCAACAGCUAGUUUUUAAUCAGUUAUGAUUGUUUUACUUGUCCUGCAUAGGUGUCCUGUGUUCAUGUUGAUGUGUAGAGAGCGUAGAUCCAUAUUGUAUCAUGAAUAAAUAUUGUACUAAAUCAUAUUUGAGGAAAUCCACCUCUAAAGAGAUGUAUAUAAUUGAAAUUCUUUAGGCAGUGUAUGUGGGUAUGAAAUUAACAAUGUGUGAAUAGUGAAAGCUCAUUUUGAAGUUUAUUGCCUGAUUUCCUAACCAAGACACAGGGCAGCACAAAACUCACAAGAACCGGUAAAAAUCCCCCACCCCACACAGAUUUCUUGCUCAAAUUGUGUCAUGAUCUGUCAGAAUAUUUUACUUUUAUAUGGUAUUUUAUAUUUAAUACAACCACUUAUCUCUGUUUAUUUGUUUAGUCACUGGAUGAAAGCAGACCAUUCCAUGUUUGAAUGAAUGGAAAUUGUUUGGAAAAGGCUGUUAGGGUCAGUCUUUCCAGCAAAAACAUUAAUCUACAUGUAGGACAGAACAAUAUAUGAUUUUUUCUGAGCAGGUUUGUCAUUUUUUGCUCAUCAAUAAAUUUACGUUUACAUUCUGCUCCAUGUACUUAAGCAUCCACGUUCAGCCUAUAAAAAAGAAAGAGGAGUGUGAGAGUAGGAGUGUUGAUCUCAUGUACUGAUCUCAGUGUCAGAUAGUAAUAUGAAAACUAUAGGCCUACUACUGAAUCACAUCUUGCAAAUGGCAUUGUCUACUAUUAGAUUCCUUUUUUUUUUUUUUUUUUUUUUUUGCUUUUAAACGGAAGGUGAGGUAAGUUGAGAAAUGUUGGAUGCUGCCCUCAUGCUCAUUCACUUUUCUACAUUCAGUGGCAAAUUUUGGUGAAGUUGGUGCUUGCUCAUGAACAAAAUAAAGGAUGAUGAGAUGGAAUUAA
Messenger RNA from Pangasianodon hypophthalmus (striped catfish), 6268 nucleotides. It is a transcript of the gene clstn1, whose product is annotated as calsyntenin 1. Gene Ontology annotation, biological process: homophilic cell-cell adhesion; positive regulation of synaptic transmission; positive regulation of synapse assembly. Gene Ontology annotation, cellular component: cell surface; postsynaptic membrane. Lineage: Eukaryota; Metazoa; Chordata; Actinopteri; Siluriformes; Pangasiidae. Bases 187 to 3126 code for a protein of 979 amino acids. The record is from RefSeq and is a predicted model, not a curated record. Gene Ontology annotation, molecular function: X11-like protein binding; calcium ion binding; amyloid-beta binding. The transcript has 19 exons.